Messenger RNA from Penicilliopsis zonata CBS 506.65, 1774 nucleotides. RefSeq lists its product as hypothetical. The transcript has 2 exons. The record is from RefSeq and is a predicted model, not a curated record. The coding region runs from base 26 to 1732 and encodes 568 amino acids. NCBI's taxonomy places the organism in Eukaryota, Fungi, Ascomycota, Eurotiomycetes, Eurotiales, Aspergillaceae.
CCAGGGAUUCCCCACUGCGCUGGAGAUGCAGCAGACCCCCGACUUUUGUUGCCCCUGUGGUGGAUUCUUGGGAUGGAAGCAGAUUCGGCUAGGCGGCAGGAAGUUGAGCAGGAGCUAUAGCGACCUUCGUCUGCUUGGAAGUACGCAUUCCCGCGGCUGGGCAUGGGAGGCUAGCCCAGCUGUAACCCCUUCCAAGGCUAAACCAUUGGAGAUCAAGCAGCCGAAAUCUGAAGCGAGUCUCGCUCCCAUCGAGUUACUUCCACCCGAGAUUCUGGAUCAAAUCAUCUCCAACCUGGCACUCGAUGUGCCCCCCAAUGGCUACACCCCUCGCAAUGUCGACCUCAUCUCCUGCCUCCUCACCUCGCGCACCCUGCACGCCGCCACCCUCGGCGUGCUGUACCGGAACAUGACCUUCCCCCAUUCCGUCAUCUUCUCCAAGGCCCUCAGCCACAUGUCCCAGUACCCGGCCCUCGGCACCCUCGUCCGUCGCCUGGACUUCUCCCACUUCACCUCCGUCGGCCUGGGCCGCACCAAGCAGAUGAACAUCGAGAUCCAGAACCUGACUUCCACCACCCUCCUCAAGUGCCUCGACCUUCUUCCGAACCUGAGGGAAUGUCUGCUCCAGGAACACAUCGAAGGGGACAUCAGCGCCGACAUCGUCCACAAACUCUUCACCGGCCUUCCGAACCUCGAUGCCGUCGACUUCUGUGGCUGCUCCUCCCAAUCCUUCUCCAGGAUCUUCCUCGACGGCCUGACCGCCGACCAGGGUCUCCCCAUGGUUCUGCCAAACCUCAAGCGCGUCUCGCUGCACGAGUGCAGCGGCCUGCCCCCGCGCGCCUUUGAGAUCCUGCUGCCCCGGCUGGUGAACCUGACCCACCUCGACCUCACCCACACGCAGAUCACCGAAGCGGCCCUCUUCUCCAUUCCGGACACCGCCAACAUCACCCAUCUCAGCCUGUCUCGCUGCUCGCGCAUCUCCGGCCCGCGGGUCGUGGAAUUUCUCACCACCCACCCGGCCGUCUGCAACUCUCUGGCCUUCCUCAACCUGAUGACCGACCCCUCCCGCUUCCGGCUGCUCGAAGAAGACGAUGUCAAGGCCCUCCUGCCCAAGCUGCCUACUUCCCUCCGCUCCCUCAACCUGGGCGGCGCACGCGUCAACUCCGACCAUGUGCCCAUGCUCGUCACUCUCACCAAGCACCUGCAGGAACUGGGGCUGAGCGGGGCAGACCUCUCCGUCAAGGAUCUCAAUGCCUUUUUUAUUCCUCCUUCAACGCCCAAGAGCGAUGCACUGGACAGUGAGGCGGGCUUCCCCGAGGCGGGCACUGUUGACACCGAGAAAAAGGAGGAGACCCCCUGGUCUCCACCAACCCUGUGUUACCUUGACCUCAACAAAGUGCCUCAGAUGUCUGUGGGCGCAAUCUUCAACAUGACAGCUUGCGCCCUGCUCUCCCCGCAGAGCUACCCGCUGCAGGUGGUCGAGUUUAGCGACAAGCUGAUCGCUCCGCUGAGAGAGCGCAGCAAGAACGGCCGACCGACCACGGGCUGGACCGUCCGCGAACUCGGCCGCCGAGGAUGGUAUGUCCGUGACCCGGCCACCAUGCCGCCACACCAGCGACUCGACGACGGCGCCCGUUGGUGGAAGAUGGGUGCCCGCUGGUGGGGGAUGCGCAAGAUCCCCGUUGCUGUCGGCGACGUCGGUGGCAUCUACGGACAUUACAUGUUUAAGAAAUAAUUCCCUUCUUGCAGUUUCUGCUGCUCUUUUUUUUUUUUUUUU